GAUUACAUUUGUUAUUCUUUAUAGUAAAUGUAAAUGCGAAUGUAAGUAAAUACGAUACUAACGAGAGAGGCAUGAAACAAUUGAGGAUAGCCUAAAAAGAAUUAAAAUUUUUGGAAUUUGAAAUAGAGAGAGGGAGUAGGAGAAAAGGAAAUAAAAAGAAAAAGAUUUGACCAAAAACAAAAAAGAAAAGAAGAAGAGACUCUCUUUCUCUCUACUGCGCCUCCUUUUCGCUUCUCAUCUCUCUUCUUCCUCCUCCUCCCUUGGUGCUGUGCUCUCUGUCAUUCUCUCUCUCCGUCUCUCUUGGCCAUUGGAGAAAGAUAAAUCACUUUAAAUAAAGUUAAACUCUUUCUAAUUCAACUACUACUACAAACAAACAAACGACGUUUUUUUUCGAUUUAGAUAUUUAAAAAAAAACUGUUCCUUUUGUUUAAAGACUUCUGCUUUCAGUUUGCGAACCCCAUUUCAUCACUCACCAACCAAUUCGAUUCAUUCGAGGAGGAAUCAGAUUUGCGUUAUCUUUGGGUUCAGUAGAAGAAGCAUAACAAGUUUAGCCCUUUGAGACGAUUGGGUUGAGAGAUCUUGGAGAAAGUUUAGUGCUUUCUUUGGAUUUGAAUGUCCCCUACUACAUUGCAAGGGCUCCAUGACUUCUACCAAGCGAGCCUACAAGCUACAGGAAUUUGUGGCGCAUUCUGCUGCUGUUAACUGUCUCAAGAUCGGAAGGAAGUCAUCUAGGGUUCUGGUUACUGGUGGGGAAGAUCAUAAAGUCAAUCUCUGGGCUAUUGGUAAGCCCAACGCCAUUCUGAGCUUGUAUGGGCACUCGAGCGGAAUUGAUUCAGUGACAUUUGAUGCUUCGGAGGUCUUAGUUGCAGCAGGAGCUGCUAGUGGUACCAUCAAACUUUGGGAUCUGGAGGAGGCAAAACUUGUCAGGACUCUCACUGGCCACAGGUCAAAUUGCAUAUCGGUGGAUUUUCACCCUUUUGGUGAGUUCUUUGCGUCUGGCUCACUAGACACGAACCUUAAGAUAUGGGAUCUACGGAAAAAGGGUCCCAUCCAUACUUACAAGGGUCACACUCGGGGAGUCAAUGUACUCAGAUUCACCCCGGAUGGUCGCUGGGUUGUAUCUGGAGGAGAGGACAACAUCGUGAAGGUUUGGGAUUUAACAGCUGGAAAGUUAUUGACCGAGUUCAAGUGUCAUGAAGGACAGAUUCAAAGCCUAGAUUUUCAUCCUCAUGAAUUUCUUCUGGCAACAGGUUCAGCUGAUAGGACUGUAAAAUUCUGGGAUCUUGAAACAUUCGAGCUAAUUGGUUCUGGUGGACCUGAGACGUCUGGCGUCCGUUGCCUGAGCUUUAAUCCAGAUGGGAAGACGGUGCUUUGUGGAUUGCAAGAAAGCCUGAAGAUUUUCUCGUGGGAGCCAAUUAGGUGUCAUGAUGGAGUGGAUGUUGGAUGGUCAAGAUUGUCAGAUAUGAAUGUUCAUGAGGGAAAGCUUCUUGGUUGCUCAUACAAUCAAAAUUGUGUAGGCGUUUGGGUUGUAGAUCUCUCGCGCACUGAGCCGUGCAAUACUGGAGAUGCUGCUCAGUCAAAUGGACAAGCAGAGAAAAAGUCUGGCUCAGGAAGAGAUUCAGUAGUUCUCAAUGACAAUAACUCAAAGACUACUAUUCCAGGCAAGCUGUCUGUUUCCCAGAACGUAGAUCCUUUACUGAAGGAAACAAAGUCUCUCGGAAGAUUAUCUGUUACACAGAACUCUGAUCCUUCGACAAAAGAAACAAAGGCCGUUGGAAGGUCGUCAACAUCCCACAGUUCGGAUUCAAAGCCUCUCGGAAGGUUGUCAGUUUCUCAAAAUUCAGACGUUGCUAAAGAGUCCAGGACGUUAUCAUCUACGGGAAGUGUACCUAGCACUCCUCAUAGGGUCAGUGUAACCAGUGUUUCAAAAGCCGCCGUCUCUAAUGCUGCAACGUCAAGGAGGAAUUUCACAAAAGCUAACCAAAAGUCGCAUCCUGUUAAUAAGGCUGCAGAUUUUAUUCAGGUGUUUGUCCCCAGAGAAGACCCUAGAGUAGAGCAGGCGACUGAAUCCAGGGCAGAACUUGACAUUAUUGCAAGAACAAUGCCUUAUUCGUUGCAGGCUGCUGAUUCUAGAAGGUCGCCUCCUAGCAGCAAAAAUAACCAAGAUCUGCCAAACGCUCCGGUUCUUGAAAUGUCAGAGUCUCAGCCAGUUGAACCAAGUAACAUACCGGAUAAAAGUACAUUUCCCGGUGGCAAGGGUGGCAUGCGGGGUGCAGCUGAGCGAAGCAUCAACGAUUUUAGAUACAAGAGAUAUGGCAGGAGUAAUUCAAGGUCACGGAUGGGAUCGCCUCCAAGAAACCACGAUGAAAACUAUGACCUGGUAAGCCACAAAUCAAGUAGAGAACCAAGUCCAACUGAAAGUCGAAAAGGAGGAAGAUUCCAGUCACUCUUCAUAAAUAGGGAGAGAAGAGGAAGAUUUUCCAACUACGAGGGUCCUGUUUCUAAUUUUCCGGGUGGAGGAAAUGCGGCGGCUCCUAACAUCCACCCUUCAAAUAUGUUCAAGCAGAGAGGAAACAAUAUGCCAGUUGAACAAGGGAUCGAGUCUCCUUCUGAAGAUAAUAUUGUUGAAGACAUAAUGGGGAAACACGAUCAAUUUGUCAGCUCUAUGCAGUCUCGUUUGGCUAAGUUACAGGUAGUUCGUAGAUACUGGGAAAGAAAUGAUGUUAAGAACACGAUAGGUUCGAUGGAGAAGAUGGCUGAUAAUGCUGUUACCGCGGAUGUGCUGAGUAUAAUAACCGAGAGAAAUGAGAUUAUGACACUGGAUACUUGUACCUCCCUUCUUCCCAUUCUGGCAGCUCUUCUAGCAAGUGACAUGGAUCAGCAUUUGAGCGUUUCCUUGGAUAUGCUGCUUAAGCUGGUUAGAAUGUACGGGUCACCAAUUUACUUAUCACUGUCCGCUCCAGCAUCUGUUGGUGUAGAUAUCGAAGCCGAGCAAAGGAUCGAGCGCUACAGCCGUUGCUUUGUGGAGCUAGAGAAAGUUAAAGCCUGCCUUCCCUCGCUGUCAAGAAGAGGAGGUUUGGUGGCCAAGUCUGUGCUUGAACUCAACUUGGCAUUUCAGGAAAUUUCAUCAUAAUCACUCCGAAUCCCAGAAAAGCACAGAGCCAAAGCCCAUCUUCUUAGUGGCAUCAUCCCAAGUCCUGUGCUUGUUUUUUUUUUAAAUGUGGAUUUGGUUCCAAAGGGGAGUCUAACAAAAAAAAAACUAAAGCUGAUGAUACUCUUACUAAGUUAACCAAAAGAGUUUGGAAGGCUAGAUUCACUGCCGAGUUGGCUGCGUCUGGUGGCCACUAAUCUUUGUCUUUGCUUUGGGGAAGUGUAUUGCUCUAACUAUGGUGUGUGUAGAGAGAGCCGUAUGGGCUGUGUAUUGCUCUCCUAGUUCUUAUAUGAAUACUAAAAAUAUUUGCUCUUUAGAAAUAGACAUGUUCAGUGUUCUUCUCUCAACUCAGCAAUAGUAUUUUUUUUAUUUUUAA
Molecule: messenger RNA, 3527 nt
Organism: Brassica rapa (field mustard)
Lineage: Eukaryota; Viridiplantae; Streptophyta; Magnoliopsida; Brassicales; Brassicaceae
Product: katanin p80 WD40 repeat-containing subunit B1 homolog
Biological process (GO): microtubule severing; microtubule depolymerization
Cellular component (GO): katanin complex
Molecular function (GO): microtubule binding
Source: RefSeq, a predicted model, not a curated record